AUGGCAAAACAACAGAACAAAUUAGUUGAUGAAAUAGAGAAAGUGCUGGAGAAGUCUAAAGGGUUUUCCCUUAAGGAUCUGCUGUUCUUCUAUCAGGGAACCCCAUACCCUGUCACUGUAUGCAGUGCAGAGACAUUCCAGGCCCUGGAAAACUUAGAAGCCAGAAGAGAUGAUAUGGUGUUGGUGUCUUACCCCAAAUGCGGUGCAAAUUGGCUUAUCCAGCUCUUAAAUGAUUUGAUAUUUACAACUUCCCAGACUAAACAUAUAAACACGGAGCUGCCAUUUAUUGAAUGUGGAGAUCCAGAAAAAUAUCAGAGGAUGAAAGAGUUUCCAUCUCCAAGGAUUUUGGCAACACACCUCCAUUAUGAUAAUCUCCCCAAGUCUAUCUUCAAGAAUAAAGCCAAGAUACUAGUGUUGUUUCGAAAUCCUAAAGAUACAGCUGCAUCGUUUUUUCAUUUCUAUAACAAGGCCUCAGACGUCCCCAGUUAUAACUCCUGGGAUGAGUUCUUCUCAGAGUUCAUGAGUGGAAAAGUCAGCUGGGGUUCCUAUUUUGACCACGCAGUUGCCUGGAACAAACACAUUGAGGAUGAAAAUGUUAUGAUUAUAGCAUAUGAAGACCUGAAAGAGAACCUGGCUUCUGGAGUGAAGCAAAUAGCUGAAUUCUUUGGAUUCUCUCCAACGGCAGAGCAGAUUCAGUUUAUUGCAGACAGGGGAAGCUUCCAAGCAAUGAGAGAAAAAUCCCAGGAGAUCUAUGGCUCAGUUGGUCCGAUUCUCUUCCGUAAAGGUGCUGUUGGAGAUUGGAAGAACCUUUUUACUGAAGCUCAAAGCCAGGAAAUGGAUGCUAAAUUUAAAGAGUGUUUAGGGGGAACCAAGCUGGAAGCACAUCUGAAGUAUGAUGUGCACUGCAAGGCCUGA
Emys orbicularis (European pond turtle) is the source of this 915-nucleotide messenger RNA. It is a transcript of the gene SULT6B1, whose product is annotated as sulfotransferase family 6B member 1. Gene Ontology annotation, biological process: sulfation. Gene Ontology annotation, cellular component: cytoplasm. The record is from RefSeq and is a predicted model, not a curated record. NCBI's taxonomy places the organism in Eukaryota, Metazoa, Chordata, Testudines, Emydidae. The transcript is spliced from 7 exons. The coding region runs from base 1 to 915 and encodes 304 amino acids. Gene Ontology annotation, molecular function: sulfotransferase activity.